Octodon degus (degu) is the source of this 3000-nucleotide messenger RNA. RefSeq names its product phosphatidylinositol glycan anchor biosynthesis class V (gene Pigv). Gene Ontology annotation, molecular function: GPI mannosyltransferase activity; alpha-1,6-mannosyltransferase activity. The record is from RefSeq and is a predicted model, not a curated record. The transcript has 4 exons. The coding region runs from base 1094 to 2329 and encodes 411 amino acids. NCBI's taxonomy places the organism in Eukaryota, Metazoa, Chordata, Mammalia, Rodentia, Octodontidae. Gene Ontology annotation, cellular component: endoplasmic reticulum membrane; mannosyltransferase complex. Gene Ontology annotation, biological process: GPI anchor biosynthetic process.
GCGGCCCCGGAUGGAGCUGCUGUCGCGGUUCGGUCCCUGCCGGACCCGUCGGGAUGGACAGGCACGGAAGACGCGGGCACCAGUUCUCGAGCUCUGGCGCUCUGGGAGGGAAGAAAGCUGUCAAACGGAGGCUUAGAGAAAUGAGACAGAGGCUGCGGAGAACCGUGGAGCUCCGCCUCUCCGCCAUAACGUCCUCGAGCACCGCCUCUUCCUUUACGGCCUCCCGCCCUCGCCUGUUUCCGGCCUUGUUCCCCGUCAGGACUCUGCCGAGUCCCUCGGGAGUAUCCCGUGGGUCGUGCCUCCUUUGGGAUGAGGAUCGGGGCUGUGUCCCUGAUAGAGACUGUCCAAAAGGAACAAGCUAGCACGGGGUCCAGACACCGCCGGGCUUGGCGGAAGGCGACGUCUGGCUAGAGACGGCCCGCGAGGCCUUUUGGCCUUAAGGACGCUGGGUCAGAGCGACGUCGUCGGCCCACCGAAGAUGUUAGUCUUACUCAGAGGGUUUAAGGUUCUAGUUAAUAGGUUUUUCCAAAUUCUCGAGGCAUAUUGUAAGCAUACAGCAAGAGCAUUCUCUGGCGUUGAGGCAGUGCUGGGCUAGGCCUUGGAUCUGGGUUAUAAUCCUACCUGGGAAAGAGUACAUAAAACCCUUUGGCUGUGGGUGAUGUUUCAGAGGCAGAGAAUGAGGGUCAAGUAGUCUUGGGUGUGUCACUUGGCCCCAGUGAGCCUCAGUUUCCACAUCCAUAAAACGGCGAUGGUAAUUAUACUGUCCUUACACUCUCUAAUGAGAUCUCUGGAUCCUAUUUAUCUCAUGGGAAAAUAAGAGUGAAACUGGUUGAUCCGUAAAUGCCUUCCCAUUAAGGAGUUUGAUUUGGCAAGGGCUUGAUGGAAAGUGAGGUUGGCAAAUAGCUGGAAGAGAGAAUUGACUGGCUUUCUUUUGCUUUUACUUGGUUUACCUUAAACUAAAUGUAGGAUACAAGACUAUGGUCGCUGAGGCCAGAGUUUGACUCUGGAAAGGAAGAACGCAAGUCUGGUCACGAGGCGGAGAGAUACACGGAAGAUCAGGUAGCAGAACAUCUGAAUUCCUGGCUGUGAGAGGAUGUGGCCUCUGGAUCCAUCCCGGAAAGAGGUGCUGAGGUUUGCUAUCAGCUGCCGUGUCCUGACUCUGAUGCUGCAGGCCUUCUUCAAUGCCGUCAUCCCAGAUCAUCACGCAGAAGCCUUUUCCCCUCCCCGCCUGGCUCCCUCAGGCUGUGUGGACCAGCUUGUGGAAGCUCUUCUGGGUGGCCUCUCUCGCUGGGAUGCCGAACACUUCCUUUUCAUUGCUGAGCAUGGCUACCUCUAUGAGCACAACUUUGCCUUUUUCCCCGGCUUUCCCUUGACCCUGCUGGUAGGGACUGAACUGUUGAGACCCCUUCGGGGGUUACUGAGCCAACGGAGUUGCCUACUGAUUUCAGUAGCAUCACUCAACUCCUUGUUUUCUGUGCUGGCUGCACUAGCACUUCAUGACCUGGGUUGUCUAGUUUUGCAUUGUCCCCACCAGGCCUUGUAUGCAGCAUUGCUUUUCUGCCUCAGCCCUGCAAAUGUUUUCCUGGCAGCUGGUUACUCAGAACCUCUGUUCGCUUUCCUGACAUUCAGUGCUAUGGGACAGCUGGAGAGAGGCCGAAGCUGGAUGAGUGGGCUCCUCUUUGCUCUUGCCACUGGGGUGCGUGCCAAUGGGCUGGUCAGUGUUGGUUUCCUCCUGCAUUCUCAGUGUCGAGGCUUUUUCUCUUUUGUGAUGUUGAACCCCCAAAGACAGUUCCUCAAACUGGUAUCCUCUAUGUGCCUGUCAGUGCUCACACUCAGCCUUCCCUUUGCUCUCUUUCAGUAUUAUGCAUAUACCCAGUUCUGUCUGCCAGGCCCAGCCCGCUCUAUUCCUGAGCCCUUGGUGCAGUUAGCUGUGGAAAAAGGCUAUCGGAUUACAGAGGGGAAUGAGCCACCAUGGUGCUCCUGGGAUCUUCCUCUAAUAUACAGCUAUAUCCAGGAUGUCUACUGGAAUGUUGGCUUUCUGAGAUACUAUGAGCUCAAGCAAACACCCAAUUUUCUGCUGGCUGCACCGGUAGCUAUAUUGGUGUCCUGGGCAACCUGGACCUAUGUGACCACACACCCUUGGCUCUGCCUUACACUUGGGCUUCGAAGGCACAAGAACAGUAAAACCCUAGAGAAGUCCAUUCCUGGCUUCCUCAGUCCACAGGUGUUUGUUUAUGUGGUCCACGCUAUGUUUCUGCUGCUGUCUGGAGGCCUGUGCAUGCAUGUUCAGGAUGGUGGCAACAAUACAGAAGGAUUAAGAGGAAGAUAAUUUUUUGUCUGAUCUCUUGUCUCCAAGACUUAGCUGUGUCUACUUCUUGAAGGCACACGUUGGCUAUUUACAGGGUUCUCUGAGCUGUGUGAUUAGGAGACACAGGAAAUAGAAAGUGGCAUUAUGUGUUUGUGACUGGAUUGCUAGCACAGUUUCCAGGGAAUGUGUGGGAGGCCACUUGAAGAUGUGGCUCUGAAAACCUGGAAGAGGGAGAAAGUUGGACCACAUGCUCUCUAGCGGGACCUUUCCCUGUGCUUUGCCAUUCCUGUGAGAUAAGGGAGCUUUCUUAGAUUCCCAAGCCUUAGAUCACAGCCCAGAGUCAAGAGUCAAGGUCUUGGGUUAAAGUUAAAUCGCAGUGUUUUAGCAUUGAUUGUCCCACUAUUGUAAAUAGUCUGAUGAUUUGUGUUUUUGUAAGAUGGAGGUUGUCUAGCAGGUAUUGAAUGCCUAUGUAUAAGGCACAUGCUGAGGUUUGUUGAAUUGCUUUUCCAGAACCCAAUGACUAGAGCAGAGAACCCCAGGUUGAUCCAUCUUGCAUCAGUGACCUUCCCAUAAAUGUGUGGGUUUUCUCAUGAUUUCUAGGUUCUCACCAGGUUUUUAGGCUCCUCCACUCCCAUUGUAUACUGGUUUCCAGCUUACUUACUUCAGGAUCAAGAGCCACUGUUGAGAUCACC